AUGGCGGGCCGCCGCUCUAUUCACGCCCAGCUUUCGUCCAUUAUGGACACGGUGGCCAGGUCUGCCCUGAGUCAGGUCUGCAAACUGGUGGACCAAGACUCGGCUGAGCUCCGGCUCGAGCUGUCUCGCCUUCUGCUUGCGAAUUCCGCCCUGACAGAGAAAGUUAACAGCCUGGAGUGUGAGCUAACGACUGUCCGGAGCGACACGCCGAUGUUUUGUAUUAGUUACCGCAGCGUAGGGGUGCAAACCACCUGCUACACAGACGGCGACCCCCAGGAUUCCGGGGCUCCCACCAUAGAAGGGGUAUUUGACAGAGACUGGUGUAUGAAUCUGUGGAAAGUCAGAGAUCCAUACAGUCUGGAGACAGCCACAGACUCGUCUGAGUGCUUUGAUAAGUCAGUGUCAGCACAAUCUGACGAAAUGGCUGUGGCUGUGAUCAAAAAAGAAUAUGUGGAGAACAAUGCAGAUCAAUUCCAGCAGGAAACCCUCUGUACUGGAGCAGAACACGAAGAGAAUUUACUCAAGGAACCAGAGCAGCUGUCACUUGAUUACUUGGCUGGCAGCAGCGCUUGCGCUCUGCCAUUUGAACAGGUUGUGUCUGCAGAUGGCAUUGACGAAUCAUCUUUACACCUGAUACCCAUCAGUGACACAGAGGAGGCUUUUAGCAGUCAUAUCAUUCCAAUUGAAGAUGAUGAUGAUGAUGACAAUGAUGAUGAUGGUGAUGGCAUACAUUUUGUUCAAGAAAGCCAGCAGAUGCCAGUGCAAAAGGAGCAGAAAACAUUACAAGCAGACAACACCACAGCGCUGGAGAAUGAGUUGCACAAUAUUUCUGAGAUGCCUGAUGUUGAAAAUACCAGAUGUCCAAACAAAGUCAAAUACACAUGCCAAAUAUGUAGCAGGGCAUUUUUCCACAAGGGCGCAUUAACGCGCCACAUGAAGUUACAUAAGUCACAUUUCUGCAAGAUUUGUAAGCAGCAUUUCCAGCGCAGGGCCAAGUUAAAAUCCCACACCUGUGUGCCUCCAGCUCCCUCCAUGAAAGCCACUAAGCCAUGUGAGGUGUGCGGGAAGACCUUUUCAAAUCAGUCGGCUCUCAGGACUCAUUAUUUCGUCCACACAGGAGAAAAACCCUACAGGUGCAGCUUUUGCGGAAAUCGUUUCACACAGAAAGGCAAUCUGAAAUGUCACCUCCGCAUGCACACUGGAGAGAAACCGUUCCACUGUGUUAAAUGUGGGAAGACCUACACACGAAAGAGAAGCCUUGAUCAACAUUUAAGGACACACAGAAUUCAAGAGUUUAGGGGCAAAAGCAUUUAGAUAGAAAACAUCUAAAGGACUGAUUUGUAGUCUGUAGUAAGUUGUUUACCAGAAUUUUUUGUUGUCUGUUUAUAUUUUAUUUAAAGCAUUUAGCGAUUCACUGUAUUAGAGUUCCUGUUUUACAAUAAACACACGUGAAUUUUCA
Molecule: messenger RNA, 1459 nt
Organism: Betta splendens (Siamese fighting fish)
Lineage: Eukaryota; Metazoa; Chordata; Actinopteri; Anabantiformes; Osphronemidae
Product: zinc finger protein 184-like
Exons: 4
Coding region: 1-1314 (437 amino acids)
Biological process (GO): regulation of transcription by RNA polymerase II
Molecular function (GO): RNA polymerase II cis-regulatory region sequence-specific DNA binding; DNA-binding transcription factor activity
Source: RefSeq, a predicted model, not a curated record